UGAUGGUCUUCAUAAUCGUAAUCGAUAAAAUCAACGACAUAGUCAGUUGUGUCGUCGGUGACGUCGUACUUAGACUCCUCAGUGAACUCAGAGCUAUUCGAUCCAGCGAUGAGCCGCACUUCCACUUCCGGCUUGGGAUUAUUCUUGCCAAGCACCUCUUGGAGCGAUGAGUCUCCCUGCGGUUCAACAACAACCGGCAUCAGCGGCGUGGGAUCCAUCUUAUAAACGUUAUCGUUGAAAUGCGUAGCCAGAUUGGGGGAGUCCUUAGCGGGAGGUAAUCCGUCGGAUCCAGCGGAGGCUUCCGUGAUUUGCUGGCAGUAGAAUUGUCCGCUCGGAGCUAACGGAUUUUGCAUCAUCUGCAGACGCAUUACGAGUAAAUCCAUCAUCAUGAGCUUGGCCGUUUUCAAGAUCCGCUCGUACAUUUGCACCCCGUACUGCAGCCGGCCGGUAUACAUAAAUUCUAUUAUUGGGAUGACAUCGUCCGGUUGCAGGUCCUGGGGCAUGAUUAGAGUAUUCUCAUGGACGAUUUGAAGGCCAUUGAAGAAAUCUGUGCUUGCGUAAAGCACCAAGCUGUGGACCGGCAACCGAGUGUGGUCACUAAACUCCAGUACCAGAUCGCAGCGACUUCUUUUCCUGAAGAGCCCUUCCUGAUACAGGAGUACUAUUGUUGCCCACUCCUUCACGUGCAUCGCCGUCUCGGGUUCUUGCUGCAUUUUUUCACUGCAAAAUCUUAAAAUCCCCGAUACGAGAAUUCCUAACCAAACCGCACCUUACCGAAUUUCCGCAAAAAGAGCGCCAAAGAACCGCCGUUAAAACGUUCGAGCAAACCACCCGAAAACACUUAUUUCGAGCUCAACAACCUAAAAUUCGAGCAAAAACCCGGGCCAAGUCGGCUUGAACCGAUUCGAUCCUGCUUGAACCAGCCCUCGAUUCGAGCAUUCGGAGAUUGUUAUGCUGUCAGUCCGCCCCAGAUGCUGUGAGUUUUUCCGGCGGAAAUCCGAGGAAAAUUCUUAGAAUUUUCUUUUAAUUUAAACCAAUUCGAACGUGGUAAGAGCAAACUCCACUCCCGUCGGGAUUCUUGUUGACAAGGGAAUGAAUUCCCACUGAAAAAGGCCCACCCCUACAAAACCCUCGUCGCCCAGGCCAAUCACGUUUCGGUGCGGUCGCGAAGCUCGCGCUAAUCAAUUCGGCAAUUCGUCCUGUUUAGAUAACGGUUCUAAUCGCUAUUGCAAACCCGAACUGUGAAAAGAUUGCGGGAUGCUUCGAGGCUCGCGGUUGUUGCUUCGUAGUUUAAAGUGGAAUGUUCCCGUGACCGGAACCAGAAACACCAGUUUCCAAUUCGAUCAGUGCGCGUUUGGGAGAAGAAUGUUGCACGGAAAUCCGCUAACCCAGAGCCAGGCGUUCGUGAAUGGACGCUGGGUUGGGGCCAAUUCGGGGGCUACCUUCGAGGUACAGAACCCCGCCAACGGACAGGUACUGGGAGUGGUUCCGGAUAUGAACCGGGAAGAUGUACAGCUCGCCAUCGAUUCCGCUUAUAACGCGUUCUACGAGAAGGGCUGGCAUAACAGUACGGCCAAGGACCGGGCAGCGCUGCUAAAGAAAUGGUUUGCUUUGAUGGAGAAGAACCGCCAGGAGAUUGCGAGCAUCAUGACGGCGGAAUCGGGCAAACCGUUGGUGGAAUCACUGGGAGAGCUCACGUACGGGAACUCGUUCGUCGAGUGGUUUGCCGAGGAGGCACGUCGCAUCUACGGUGAAAUCGUACCAUCACCCGUGGCCGGCCGACAGAUUAUGCUGACACGCAAUCCGGUCGGUGUGGCCGGACUCAUAACGCCCUGGAACUUUCCGCAUGCGAUGAUCACGCGAAAGGCAGCCGCUGCUCUGGCGGCCGGCUGUACGGUCGUAAUCAAACCGGCCGAAGAUACGCCACUGACGGCACUCGCACUAGCUCGGCUCGCGGAGGAGGCUGGCUUCCCGAAGGGUGUUAUCAACGUGAUAACGAGUAGCCGAACUCAUGCAGCCGAAAUUGGUCAGCUGCUUUGUGGCAGCGAUAAGGUUGCGGCCAUCUCGUUUACCGGCUCGACCGAGGUUGGCAAGCUGCUCUAUCGCCAGUGUGCGGAUGGCGUUAAACGCAUUGGCCUAGAGCUGGGCGGAAACGCGCCGUUCAUUGUCUUCAAAUCGGCCGACAUGGAGAAAGCGGUGACCGGUGCGAUGAACUCAAAGUUCCGCAACUGUGGCCAAACGUGCAUCUCCGCCAAUCGGUUCCUCAUUCAGGACGAGAUACACGAUGAGUUCGUCGAGAAGCUGAUCGAACGGAUCGGCAAGCUGGCGAUCGGUGAUGGUAGCCGCGAGGGCAUUCAGAUCGGUCCACUGAUCAACCGAGCCCAACUAACCAAAGUCGAUCGUUUCGUAACGGAUGCGAAGGAAAAGGGAGCAACGGUGCGGCACGGAGGACGAACGCUACCCCAGCACGGUGAGCUGUACUAUGAACCGACGGUCGUGACGAACCUUCGGGACGACAUGCUGCUGUACAAUGAGGAAGUCUUCGGACCGGUCGUCUCAGUGGUACGUUUCAAGACGGAGGAGGAAGCACUGGCCAUCGCGAAUGGUACGCGUCGCGGUCUGGCCGGUUACUUCUUCUCGAACGAUCUGAACCAAGUGUUCCGGGUGGCACGUGAAUUGGAAACCGGCAUGAUCGGUAUCAACGAGGGACUCAUCUCGGCUACCGAGGCCGCCUUCGGUGGCAUCAAGGAGUCGGGCGUUGGACGUGAAGGCUCACGCCAUGGCAUUGAUGAAUAUGUUUACAUCAAGUAUCUCUGUUACGGCAAUUUGCAGUAGAACGAUCGGAUCCAGUGAUCCGAUCCCUAUUAGCUACUAGUCACUAGAACCGCAAGAGCUGUGCUCACUGCUGGGGCUCGCAUUGCGCAAACGCAAAACUCCAUCGUACGUCUUCCACGGGCGCCAUAAUGUCGCUGUUUGGUAAUAUCAAACCAAGAUAUAGCUUUAAGUGGUAAAUGUUCAUAUUAGUCCGUGUCCGUGUUAAUUCAUCAUUCAAUAAAGCUUGUGAAGCAC
Anopheles darlingi is the source of this 3069-nucleotide messenger RNA. It is a transcript of the gene Ssadh, whose product is annotated as 3-sulfolactaldehyde dehydrogenase. The coding region runs from base 1258 to 2835 and encodes 525 amino acids. The record is from RefSeq and is a predicted model, not a curated record. Gene Ontology annotation, molecular function: succinate-semialdehyde dehydrogenase (NAD+) activity. The transcript is spliced from 2 exons. NCBI's taxonomy places the organism in Eukaryota, Metazoa, Arthropoda, Insecta, Diptera, Culicidae.